This is a messenger RNA of Musa acuminata AAA Group (dessert banana), 1724 nucleotides long. Its product is annotated as protein ULTRAPETALA 1-like. The record is from RefSeq and is a predicted model, not a curated record. The coding region runs from base 743 to 1432 and encodes 229 amino acids. The transcript is spliced from 5 exons. Gene Ontology annotation, cellular component: nucleus; cytosol. NCBI's taxonomy places the organism in Eukaryota, Viridiplantae, Streptophyta, Magnoliopsida, Zingiberales, Musaceae. Gene Ontology annotation, molecular function: DNA binding.
AUAUAUAUAUAUAUACAUAUAUAUAUAUAAUAUUAUUGUUCAUGUCAUGUCAUGCACGAGUGACAGAGCGCUGCUGCUUACUGAUGCCGAUGCCAGCUCACAUUAGGCCGCUUGCGGUAUUCCCAAAGUGUCCCUCCGCCUCCUGCUCCGGUCCUCUUUGUUAUGAAACGAUUCUCUCUCGCGCGUUCAAUCUCCUCCAGAUUUAUCGCUUUCUGGGUAGGCUUUGAAGGAGAUGAUGGUGGGAUUGGCUCUGCGGAUUGAGGAGCAGUUCACGGAGACGAGAGAGAGGAUUUUUAGCCUUCGAUAGGAAAGCUAUGUGCCUAUAUUGUUCUGAGAGGAGAGGUGCGAGAGCCGUAUCCCUUUUCCCAUCGGUUUAUCAGGGGAGGAGCAUGUGAGACGUUGUUGCUUUCGAUGGUUCCUUGCAGGGUCUCGCGUGUUGCCGUGCCGCAGUAACUCUCCGGUCGGAAAGGUGACGCCUUUGGUACUCUUUGUGCCUCUUUUUCUGUGAGCCACUGCUUCCGACGAGGUUUACAGGUCACUACUUCUUCUCACGGUUUUGGCGCUUAAAAGAGUUAUCUUUACGAGGUUUUGGUGAGGUUCCCCGACAGAGAGAGCGAGAUGGCCGGUGGUCAGGGAAAAGAUGCCGCCUUUUUGUUUGCAGACGAGGAGCUGAUCGGGAUGACCGAGUUGAAGAAAGGCGCCGACUUUGUUGAGGUGAUGUGCGGGUGCACGAGCCACCGGUAUGGCGACGCUGUCGGGCGGCUUAGGGUUUUCGCCUCCGGUGAUCUCCAGAUCAGCUGUGAAUGCACGCCGGGCUGUGAGGAAGCCAUUGAAUAUUGUCAUUGUCGCCAUCUUCACAAGGCAAGCAAAACAUCUUCUCCAAGAAGUGUCUAUAUCUCAAGGCCUUUGCAACCAUUUCUUGCAGCAGCAUUAUAAGUUGACACCAGCUGCGUUUGAGAAGCAUUCUGGGCGGGAGACUGCAAGAAAAUGGAAAAACAAUGUGUGGAUCAUUAUCAAAGGAGACAAGGUUCCACUUUCAAAGACUGUGCUGCUUAAGUACUACAACCAGGCAUCAAAGGCUGCUAAUGGCUCUCAUAAAGGUCCCAAUGGACGGCCAUUUCACCGUGAUGAAUUUGUCUGCUGUAAAAGAUGUAACAAAGAGCGUAGAUUUCGCUUACGUACUAAAGAUGAAUAUCGCAAUUAUCAUGAUGCUGUGAGGAAUCCAAAUUGGGAAUGUUCUAACUUGACGUUUGACAGAGCCACCUGCGAUGACGAAGAGGAGCGAGCAAGCCGUAAGGUCCUCAGGGGAUGUUCCCGUUCUCCAUCCUGUAGAGGAUGCACCACAUGCGUAUGUUUCGGAUGUGAGAACUGCCGUUUCUCAGAUUGCAGCUGUCAGACCUGCAUCGAUUACACACGCAAUUCUAAAAUCUAAGCUUGUUCGAUGGAGAACUAUUUAUCCUCCAUGGGUGAUUGCAUAAUUGUGUUAUCAAUGCAGGUAUUUUGAUGCAGACCUGAAACCCUCAAUCAUAAGGUUCAAAAUUUUGACAAUCCCAUCAAAUGGGGCUUUCUAUGUUUCCUUUUCCUCCACCCCACUUCUUCCAUUUGAAACAUUGCUUAUAGAUGAAGAUGGUGGAAGCUAUGAAUAAGUGACAUGGAAAACUUUUAAAGGCAUAUCUAUUAUUUUCGUACGAUUUAAUUUUUCUCUUAAUCCAUGAUCAUAUGUA